GCUCUACGUGGCUCUGCCGCCUAUUCUGUCGGGUUGUGACCUGUACUGACGUCGGUAGUCGGUGAGAAGGACGCCGGGGGACCCAGGAAACCUAGAAAUUGUGAGAGUUCGGCCUGAGUCAGGAUUUGGGGGAGGAGUGCCUGGCCCAACGUGGACUUCCCUUCGCGCUCCUGCGGUGCUCGGGGUCGGUUGCCGCCUGCCGUUAACGGUCCCUGGUGGCUCUGUCACAGCCUGUGUCACGCUGUGAUCUGCACUGGCCGUGGGAGUCAUAGGAAGGACUCAGGGGGACCCAGGAGACUAGAAAUGGACUCAGUGGCCAUUGAGGAUGUGGCUGUGAACUUCACACCAGAGGAGUGGGCUUUACUGAAUCCUUCACAGAAGAAACUCUACAGAGAUGUGAUGUUGGAAACCUUCAGGAACCUGGCCUCUAUAGGAAAAACAUGGAAAGUUCAUGAUAUUGAAGAUCAAUACAAAAACCAGGGGAGAAUACUAAGAAGUCAUAUGGUAGAGACACUCUCUGAAUGGGAAGAGGGUAGUCAAUGUGGAGAAAACUUUAACCUUAUUCCAAAUCUCAAUCUGAACAACAAAACUCCUGCAGCAAAACCAUGCAAAUGCAGUGCAUGUGGAAAAGUCUUCAUGCAUCAUUCAUCCCUCAAUAGGCAUGUUAGAUGUCACAUUGAACACAAGCCAUGUGGCUAUCAAAAAUAUGGAGAUAAGCCAUAUAAAUGUAAGGAAUGUGGGAAAGCCUUCACUUUUCCCAGUAUCCUUCAAAGACAUGAAAGAACUCAUACUGGAGAGAAACCCUAUGAAUGUAAAAAAUGCAGUAAAGCAUUCAGUAGACUCAGUUCUCUUCAAAGACAUGAAAGAACUCAUACUGUAGAGAAACCCUAUGAAUGUAAAAAAUGCAGUAAAGCAUUCAGGUCUUACAGUUAUCUUCAGAUCCAUGAAAGAAUUCAUACUGGAGAGAAACCCUAUGUAUGUAAAGAAUGUGGGAAAACCUUUACAGCUCCCUCAAGCCUUCAAUCACACAUGAUCUUUCACACUGGAGAUGGACCUUAUAAAUGUAAGGAAUGUGAGAAAGCAUUCAUUUCUCCCAGUGCAUUGCAAAAACAUGAAAGGAGUCACACGGGAGAGAAACCCCAUGAAUGUAAGGAAUGUGGGAAAGCCUUCAGUUCUGUUAAAGGUUUCCAAAUACAUAAAAGAAAUCAUACUGGCGAGAAACCCUAUGAAUGUAAAAAAUGCAGUAAAGCGUUUAGUUGUCUCACUGCUCUUCAAACACAUGAAAGACAUCACACUGGAGAGAAACCUUUUGAAUGUAAGGACUGUGGGAAGGCCUUUAUUGCUCUCACAAACCUUCGAGCACACAUGAUCACUCACAGUGGAGAUGGACCUUAUAAAUGUAAGGAAUGUGAGAAAGUAUUCAUUUAUCCCAGUUCAUUUCGAAUACAUGAAAGGAGUCACACUGGAGAGAAACCCUAUGAAUGUAAAGAAUGUGGGAAGGCCUUCAGUUUGUAUGCUAACUUAAAAAUACACCAAAGAACUCACACAGAAGGAACACUUUUUGUAUGUAAGGAAUGUGGUAAGGCUUUCAUUUCUCUUCAAGCUCUCCAAAUACAUGAAAGAAAUCACACUGGUGAGAAACCCUAUGAAUGUAAAAAAUGCAGUAAAGCAUUCAGUAGACUCAGUUCUCUUCGAAGACAUGAAGGAACUCAUCCUGGAGAGAAACCCUAUGAAUGUAAAAAAUGCAGUAAAGCAUUCACUUCUUCCAGUUCUCUUCAAAUGCAUGAAAGAAUCCAUAGUGGAGAGAAACCCUAUAAAUGUAAGGAAUGUGGGAAAACCUUUACUGCUCCCUCAAGUCUUCGAUCACACAUGAUCUUUCACACUGGAUAUGGACCUUAUAAUUGCAAGGAAUGUGAGAAAGCAUUCAUUUCUCCCAGAUCAUUUCAAAAACAUGAAAGAAGAACUCAUACUGGAGAGAAACCAUAUGAAUGUAAAAAAUGCAGUAAAGCAUUCAUUUCUUCCAGUUCUCUUCAAAUACAUGAAAGAGUUCACACCAGAGAGAAACCCUAUGAAUAUCAGGAAAAUGGGACAGCCUGUAUUUCUCAUGAAAACUUUUGAGGAUAUGCAAGAAUACAGAUCAGAGGAAAAACCAUAUAAAUGUAAAGAAUGCAGGAAAGCCUUUUGUCAUCCGAGUUCUUUCUGAAGGCAUGAAAGGACUCACUUAAUGAAAGCUUCUUGAGUGUAAACACCAUGGGAAAGAUUUCACUUGGCCUACAUCCUUCUAUGUGAAACUCCCACCAAAAAGAAAUAUAAAUUUAAGUCAUAU
This is a messenger RNA of Ceratotherium simum simum (southern white rhinoceros), 2326 nucleotides long. Lineage: Eukaryota; Metazoa; Chordata; Mammalia; Perissodactyla; Rhinocerotidae. The record is from RefSeq and is a predicted model, not a curated record.